ACCCUCAAGAGGCUCUCGCCUUUCGGCUCGUCUCGUUCCCUUCAAAAGUUUUGUCUUCUUCCGCCCAAUCCGAUCGUCAUCGUCGCGAAAUUCGCCUUUAUAUCCGCCUUUCGAGGCCCAGCUCGGCGUACCGGAACACCCCCCCCCACCCCCCCGAGUCGAGCAUAAUGAGUCUACUCAGGCGACUCGACAUCAUGGACCCUUUCUUCUGCCCGCCCCCUUCCUUCGUCGCCGAGACCUCCGUUUUCGCUCCCAGAGCUUUCACAUUCCCUUCCUUCUUGGACGGGCCUGAAGACAUCUGCCUCGCGCUCGACCUCCUGAGCCCUAACCCUACCAACUUCGACCUCCUCGACAGCGUCGAGGACUUGGUCCAGAUCGAGAGGACCCCGUGCUUCAGCUCCUACCGGAGGGUCCUCCAGCGAGUGAGGCCCGAGUCCUACGACUUGCAGUCUCUCUGCUAUCGCGUCUCGGCUCUCGAGUCGCGCUUCGACCGCCUGGUGAGCCCACGGGGCGCCGCCUCCGAUCGGAAGUACACCUGGACGGCGGAGAUCGAGGGGAAGGAGGCGGACCGGAAGUACAAAUGGACGGCGGAGAUCAAAGCCGGGAAGAAGGAGAAGGAGAAGGAGAAGCAUCAUCAUCUCCAUCAUCACCUUCUCCACCACCACGGUGGAGCGAAGAGCUAUAAGUGGACUGCGGAGAUCAAGGAGAAGGGCGAGGAGGGGUAUACACGGACCUACACGUGGAGGUCCUCGACAGGUGGGGGCGACGAAAGCGAGGCCAAAUCGCACAAGGACAAGAAGGAGAAGAAGAAGGAGAAGAAGAAGGGGGAUAAGUUCGCCACUCGUGCGGUGGAGAUCGAAGAGCCUAGUGGUCAUGAAGCUGUAGUUUUGAGACAGGCUUUUGCCAAGAGAGCUGGGACUAACCGGAAGGCAAAGGGAAAGAAGAAGGACCUUUCUCCUCUAGAUGCAGCUUUAAUGAUUCAGAUGAGCUUCAGAGCUUAUCUAAUCCGUAGAUCCCAGGCUCUUCGCGCCCUUAGAGAGCUGGCAGUAGCCAAGUCUAAGUUAAAGGAAAUUCGGGCGUUUUUCAAUAAUUUCUCCUAUCGUCGUCGUGUUGCUCAUGAUGCCGAGGAGCGUCAAAGGUUCGCCGAGAAGAUCAUUGUUCUGCUCCUAACUGUUGAUGCCAUUGAGGGAGCUGAUGUAAUGGUGCGGGCUGCAAAGAAAUCGAUGAUAGACGAGCUGGAAGCAAUGCUAGAAGUGGUGGACCCCCAUCCCCCGGAUAAAUCACUUUCCAUGAGGAGAAGGACCUUUGAUGUGCCUGAUGGGGUCAUCCAGAAGGAAAUUGCAGAUGGCGUGGCACAAAUUGUGAAAAUGCUCGACCAGGAGGAGAAUAGCACCACCGCCUCAGAGACAUAAUUGUGUGCAGAUCUUGCUCAGGGUGCCCUUGACCGCGGUAUUUGCUCCUAGAUUAUGUGUUUUAUUCAGAAGAGGCGUGUUUUCUUUCUGUGAGUCAAUUGUUUCAAGUCUGUCGAAGCUUUGUUUUGUUGGAUACCUUGUGGUGAGGAAGUGAUAUGAUAUCCUCGUGAUGCCGAUUGCUUCUUGUGCAUCUUAAUAUCCUCUGAAUAUGCUGUAACUUCCAGGUCUUUUUUCUUA
Rhodamnia argentea is the source of this 1649-nucleotide messenger RNA. RefSeq names its product BAG family molecular chaperone regulator 7. Gene Ontology annotation, biological process: protein folding. Gene Ontology annotation, molecular function: protein-folding chaperone binding. The record is from RefSeq and is a predicted model, not a curated record. Lineage: Eukaryota; Viridiplantae; Streptophyta; Magnoliopsida; Myrtales; Myrtaceae. Gene Ontology annotation, cellular component: plasmodesma. The coding region runs from base 168 to 1412 and encodes 414 amino acids. The transcript is spliced from 3 exons.